Molecule: messenger RNA, 1358 nt
Organism: Carassius carassius (crucian carp)
Lineage: Eukaryota; Metazoa; Chordata; Actinopteri; Cypriniformes; Cyprinidae
Product: juxtaposed with another zinc finger protein 1-like
Exons: 5
Coding region: 7-930 (307 amino acids)
Cellular component (GO): nucleus
Source: RefSeq, a predicted model, not a curated record
AGCAGCAUGUUUGUCUCGCCGGUCCCUCCUCCUCCUCCUGCUCCUCCGUCAUGCUGCUUUGCCCCCCAUCCCCCUCCCAUUGGCUGGCAGCCGUCUAAACAGAUCCAGCUGCAAUCACCGCCACCGCUGCUGCUGCAACGAGCUGCCGGCUAUUUGAUCACCCCCAUCCCGCACAGCCUCUGCCUUCGCCGGUCUGCAAGCUCACGGACAUCUGCCAACACAUCCAUUAUGACGGGCGUCGCGGCUGCCUCCUUCUUCUCCAACGUUUGCCGGUUUGGCGGUUGCGGGCUGCAUUUCGAGUCCCUGGGCGAGCUCAUCGUUCACAUCGAAGAUAACCACAUCGACACAGAUCCCAGAGUUCUGGAGAGGCAAGAGCUGCAGCAGCCCACAUAUGUUGCUCUGAGCUACAUUAAUAGAUUCAUGACUGAAGCGGCACGCAGAGAGCAAGAAACUCAGAAGAAGAAGGUCCAACCUAAAAUUGCUAUAUCAGUCACCGGAGGUGUAUCACGUAACAGUACGGCCACGCCCCCUCGGCACAGCAACGGCAGCCUAACUCCACCCGUCACCCCUCCCAUCACGCCCUCGUCCUCCUUCCGCAGCAGCACACCCACAGGCAGUGAGUGUGAUGAGGAGGAGGUGGAGUAUGAAGACUCUGACAGCGACGAGUCCUGGACUACAGAAAGUGCCAUCAGCUCAGAGUCCAUCCUCAGCUCCAUGUGCAUGAAUGGGGGCGAUGAGAAACCCUUCGCAUGCCCUGUUCCAGGAUGCAAGAAAAGAUACAAGAAUGUGAAUGGUAUUAAGUACCAUGCUAAAAACGGGCACAGGACGCAGAUCCGUGUGAGAAAGCCCUUCAAGUGUCGCUGUGGGAAAAGCUAUAAAACCUCUCAAGGCCUUAGACAUCACACCAUCAACUUCCACCCACCUCUGUGAUACACACACCAUCGUUUUCAAGUGUACCUAGUCAUCCUUUCAUUUACAUUUCUGGAUCACAUGUAAACUGGGAUCGAAUGCUAAUUUCAUUAUUAUUGUUUUUCACUUUUUUCUCUUUAUGUAUGUGAUUUUAUAUAUACAUGUAGAUAUACUUGAACAUUUGCACAUUCCAUGUAUAUCAUUUCUUUAUUGCUUUUUUUCCUUUUCUUUUUUUGUACGUAGGUAACAGUCACUGAUAAAUGAAAAUGACUGUGCUGAAGAUUAGGAAACGACGUAAACAUUUUUUUCUGAUUUUAAAGACUAUUCAGAGAAAAUGGUUUAAAAUCAGAAGAGUUAAGAAAUUCUGGAUAAUUUCUUUUUGUUCAUCAAACCUAUUAAGUGAAAACUACAGUGGGUAUGUUGAAACAUGUAUAUAUAUGAAAUUAUAU